Molecule: messenger RNA, 1471 nt
Organism: Triticum aestivum (bread wheat)
Lineage: Eukaryota; Viridiplantae; Streptophyta; Magnoliopsida; Poales; Poaceae
Product: PLASTID TRANSCRIPTIONALLY ACTIVE protein 6, chloroplastic
Exons: 6
Coding region: 51-1109 (352 amino acids)
Cellular component (GO): plastid-encoded plastid RNA polymerase complex
Source: RefSeq, a predicted model, not a curated record
AUACGGUGGACAGUGGAUCAGUGGCGAGAGUGCAAGACCUUCUCGCGCUAAUGGCGACCACUCCUCUCGCGACCGCCUCUCCCUAUCCAUUCCCCUCUCUGCUCUCCAAAACCCUAAACCCCACCUCCACCUCCAAGCUCUCUCCUCCGCACUCCCUCUCCCUCUCCCUCCUCACCACCCCGGCGCCCCUCCUCCUCCCCCGCAGGCAGGGCCGGCGGCAGCGUGACAUCUCGGCGGCGUACGGUGACGGCGACAUGGACGACGACUUCGGCGGUGCGGGCGACUUCGACCUCGACGGAGACGACGGUGUGGGGGACGACGACGACCUUGACAACGAGCAGGACUACGACGUCGACUAUGACCGCCUCCUCGCCCCCGUCAAGCCUCGGCCGCACCUUUCCGGGGUUGGCAGCGGAGGCGAGGAAGGGGAGGGGGACAUCGCCAUGGUCGCGGCCGAGAGCUUCGUGUCCACUGGGGCGUCCGCCUCCGACACCGUCGUCGACUACACCAUCGACGAAGGUGAGUUUCACAAGAUUCGCCUGCUCCACUGCGACUUCUUCAUCCGCAAGGUGCCCGACCCUGACCAAGACGUCUACGACUUCCGAGAGAUGUAUGUCACACCGCCUGACACCGACAUCUACUCAAUUCCAAGGGUUCUUGCCCCGAUGCCACAAAAGUAUGUGAGGUGCGCGAAGAAAAACUUUGGCCGCUACCAUGUAAGUGAGCCACCGGUUGAGCAUCUGCGUGAUCCCCUGUACAAGACAGAGAGGGAGAUUAUGAAGGUUUUCUUAACAAAACACUACAGAAACAGGCGGUUCAGCGAUACAGAUUUUUUCCUUGAUUUUGAGGAGAUUUAUGUCAUCGACUCAAAAACAAGGUCAAUCACAAGGGCAAAAGUAGUGGUGAACGUCCCUGAAGGCAAAAGGAGAGAUAGGAGAAAUGACCUGCUACUCAUACGGGACGGUGGCGAAUCUUUCAGAAUAACUGACAAGUCCCAAAGAGACGACGCCACCACCAUCAUCCAAAGAGAAGAGUGGACGAAAUCGAGACAGGACGUGGAGAAGCAUUUCCGGAAGCUCAGAGAUUUUGACUACUCGAAUUGGUUCUGAAGAAACUGCCGUCGAGCUUCGUCUAUGCAGAGAAGGAUGUGCAGCGAUUUUGUUGUUUCUUUAGCUGCUGCUUGUGCUAGAGCUAAUUAACCGUGGUCGUCAAGUGAGAACUGCCAUGUUUAUAUAUGGUACGUGUAGCAUCGUAGCAAGUAGUAGAAUCGAGAUGUAUGCAUUUGAGCAGUAUGUCUGUACGAAAAUUCAGAGUAGCUAAUGGGUAUUUUAUGGUGGCUUGAGGCAUUUAAAAAAAGUGGGGUGUUCCGAGAAUCGAACUCGGGACCUCUCGCACCCGAAGCGAGAAUCAUACCACUAUAUGUAUAUAUAGUAUAAACACAAUUUUAUUUCCAAGAAAAUCACCAUGCACA